UAUAUUUAUGGUCGGAAACAAAAUUUGUUUCAUUGUCAUACUUCAAUGGGAAAUGAAAUCCUUUGAAAGUUAAGACACCUCUGAUUGACAUGGAUUUCUUUGACGAAUCGCAUAUCAAAGACUUACUUCCCAAAUGAUGGCCUUGCUGUGUGGUUCGGUGGUAGUCCACAAUGUUUGGCCACGUCAACUACCGGUACUUGACCGGUUUAGCCUCAUUAUGGUUGGUUACAGAGGUUUUGAUGGGAAAAUUCAUUAGUUCGUUGAAGAUUUUGGAGUUCGAACUUCGCCACAGUAGACCUGACCAUCCCCCCAAUCAGAUUGACGUCACUUUCGAUCAAGUUUAUUUCAUGGUCUUCAACAUAAGUCUCGGUGCCGACGAAACACCUCUCAACACACUUAUCUACAGGGACGGACGUAAAGUCUUUGAAUUACUUCCUACGUUGAAUGAGCCUGAAGUGUUCGCACCUUUCACCAACGAAGACCUCACUUUUACGUCGCAACCAAUCGAGGGGGGUUUCCUCCAGGGGACCAUCAUGAUCCACCGACCUAAAGUAGUCCAUGAGGGCUUUUAUAAAGUCAUCAGCAAAGUUAUUCAAAAUCAAUCCCAAGCGGUCCAAAUUGACUCGAAAUCCAUUUAUGUUCGGGCGAUAAGUAACUGCACACAGGUGGAGGGCAGGUCUUUGGUCAGGGAACCGUGCGACCUUCAUUUGCAGUAUUGGUGCAAGAACCCCAUCUAUCCGUUAUCCUCCAUUCGGAUAUUAGCCUUCUUUGGCUCAGCCUUGGACCGGACAUUCGCGAUGCCUUUGCCGGGUGCGGGUGUCACCUCUUUUGAGUUAGAAGAUGGUCGCUACGAAAUUACUUUCAAUUACACUCAACAAGAGUUGGGGGUUAUGCCAUCUACAUUUUACUCACAAUUGGACUGGUAUCAGUACGACACGUUGCUUCGAAGUGACAUUAAGGACUUUGAAAAGCGGGACCAUUGCAACAGCUCUGGAACGUUUUCACCUGAUGCAGUUUUGCACUUGACACCUCAAACUGUGUUCCCAUCUGAAACUCCUAAAUAUUUUGAGACCAUGGCUUGGACCACGAAUUCCACAACUCGAUUGGCAACCAUUUCCAGUGUCCAAGACAUCGACAGGACAACACACUCAGCAGAGCCUUCACCUUCGGGAUGUCCCCAAAUGAACCAUGGGCAUUGGGCUUUGGCUCAUUUGUUGACACACCUAAUUCUUUGUUAUGAGCUUUGAAACCUAGACAUAACAAGCAAUAGUUCUACCUGCGACAUUGGUGUUGGGAUAUUGGGUUUACCAAAAAGACUCGAACGUCGCACCAUGAUUUGUGACUUUAUCCUCAGGCGUGUAAACUUCUUUACCUAGGAUAAGCCCCCCAAAACGCACCAAAUGCAGUGAGACAUUGAAAAGCUU
Messenger RNA from Tigriopus californicus, 1424 nucleotides. RefSeq lists its product as uncharacterized. The transcript is spliced from 5 exons. The record is from RefSeq and is a predicted model, not a curated record. NCBI's taxonomy places the organism in Eukaryota, Metazoa, Arthropoda, Copepoda, Harpacticoida, Harpacticidae. Bases 171 to 1247 code for a protein of 358 amino acids.